This is a messenger RNA of Talaromyces rugulosus, 963 nucleotides long. RefSeq lists its product as uncharacterized. The transcript has a single exon. The record is from RefSeq and is a predicted model, not a curated record. The coding region runs from base 1 to 963 and encodes 320 amino acids. Gene Ontology annotation, molecular function: hydrolase activity. Lineage: Eukaryota; Fungi; Ascomycota; Eurotiomycetes; Eurotiales; Trichocomaceae.
AUGGCCCUGGACUUUGAAUAUCUCCGAGUAAAACUCAUCAUCACGCUCCUCCGCCUCAUCUCGUGGAUCACAGACAUCCUCCCCCUCCGCCGCGAUCGUCUGCAAUCGCAACUUGCCUACAAACACACACGCCAACGAGUGCUCAUCCCUUCUCGCGACAAGCACCGCUCCAUCAAAGCCGACCUGUAUUUACCGCCAAACCAUCAUCACGACACUGACAACAAAAUCCUGAUCAACUGGCAUGGAAGCGGCUUCAUCUUCCCCGCCCUCGGCAGCGACACCCUGUUCUGCGCGCGCGUGGCUAGCGAGAUAGGUAUCGCCGUGCUCGAUGCUGAUUACCGCAAGGCUCCCGAGACGCCGUUCCCUGGCGCUGUCGAGGAUGUCGAGGAUGUGCUGCGCUGGGUUUUUGAUACGAUGACGCAGAAAUCGACGACGGCGCGUGUGGCAGUGUCUGGGUUCAGUUCAGGUGGGAACCUCGCCCUCGUCGCGGCGAGCGCGUUACGAAAGCAGCAGCAGAAGCAGCAGCAACUUGCUGCAGUUCUGGCGUUUUACCCCGUUGUCGACAUGACGCUUGCGCCAGAAGCCAAAAGGGCGCCUCGCGGGGCUGACAGCGACAGCGGCAGUGCUGCUCCGCCACAUGUAGCGCGGAUGUUCAAAGGCUGCUACUUGCCUAAUCCAGCCAUGUAUGCAGAUACCAGAGCGUCGCCGGGGCUGGCUGACACCGCUGAUUUCCCAUUUACAGUAGCUAUUCUCACCUGUGAUGGCGACAAGUUGGCGCCGGAGGCGAUGGCGUUGGCGGAGAAGUUGAAGCUGGAUGGGAAGAGAAAGGUUGUUGGAGAGAUGGUGCGCGGGGUUUCGCAUGGGUUCGAUAAGGGGACUGAAAAGGGAACGCUGGAGUGGGAGCGGCGUGAGGAGAUGUAUGCUUUGGCAGUGACGAUACUCAAGGAGGUUUUCGGUGUUUGA